UCGGCGGUCAUCAACAACAUAUUAGCCAUAGAAACGUCCCUACCACACUCGUACGUGCUUAAUCUAUCUUAAUCGUCAUCUCAGCCACUCUUAGUCUAUCAUGGUGCCAGUGGUCGCUUCAGAAAGACGUUACAACUUCCGAUCCGGCGGUAAUGACGCCGAGAACUACGCUUCAAAUCCUCAGACGAACGCUCAUACAGACAUGACAGCCUUCGAGACUACCUCAAGGACUGAGGCAGAGAACCUCCAGCCCAUUGCCGCUCGCGGCGCUGAUAACCAACCUACCCAGCGUGACUACGCUAGAGAAGACACGGAGACAGAGCGGUCCGAACAAACCCUAAAUGUCCUAAAGACGAGGUGGACGACAUAAUCAGCAGCACUGAUGAUCAGGAGAGGACCCAGAGUAGCGCACAAGGUCGUAGUCGUGACAAGCUCGUCGACGCCUAGAAGCAAGAGAGUGAAGUCGAUCAAUCUAUGCAGAAUGCUUACUGGCCUCGAAGAGGCUGAUUAGGAUGUCGAGUAUUGGCAAUGCUGUCGGGAACCAACAAUAAUUGUACCCCAAUGACACCAUGUUGAACAGUUCACGAAGUAUAAUUACUGUAGAUAUAACUAUACAAUGGGACCUUGGCCGGCCCUUAACUUACGUCUGAACCCGAAAUAUGACCGAGUAUUGAGGAACUCA
Somion occarium is the source of this 682-nucleotide messenger RNA. NCBI's taxonomy places the organism in Eukaryota, Fungi, Basidiomycota, Agaricomycetes, Polyporales, Cerrenaceae. The record is from the annotation of a GenBank genome assembly.